Sodiomyces alkalinus F11 is the source of this 1012-nucleotide messenger RNA. RefSeq lists its product as hypothetical. Lineage: Eukaryota; Fungi; Ascomycota; Sordariomycetes; Glomerellales; Plectosphaerellaceae. The transcript is spliced from 9 exons. Bases 236 to 1012 code for a protein of 258 amino acids. The record is from RefSeq and is a predicted model, not a curated record.
GAUAUGGCCAAGUGGUGAAUGGAAGGCCCGAUUCUUUGAACGUCUUUCUCUCCUAUUCUGUAAUGAUGAUCUUGAAGGAGGCACUUGUCGGCUAAAUUUCUGCAAGUGUCACUUUCAACAUUUAGUUCUUAUCUAAGGUAAGAAAUUCAAAUUGCCGUCUUGCUGAGAACCUACACAAAGAAGAAACCUGCAAAUAAUCAUAAAUAAAUAAAAGAAAAGAAUAAAAGAAAACAACAUGAUUGAAACCCCGUCAUUCUGGUUGGCAAUCCCUGUGAGAUAUAGCUGUCUGAAUUCCCGAACCAUCACGCACCAGUGCCAGGCGAUGAUGCUUCAUACUUCACUUCUCAGUCCCAUGUUCUUGCUCAAGAAUGGCGAAGGAGCGGAGACUGCCAUCAAUAUAAUACACAACCAGGCCAUUCCAGUCUUCCGGGUCGAUGAGGAGGUCGUCGUGGAAGCCGGCAUCCGAAGUCGUUCCCAGUCUUUUAAGGGCUUGCAUAGAGUGCCCCCGGAUGCUAGUCAGAAGGCCGACCGUCCAGGGCUUGAUAUUAUCGGCAGUUUACCUCGCGAGCAUGGGAAUGCCAACAACGACCUCAGCCUUCCUGCCCAGGAGUACUCACACAUCCAGCGUUAUGUGACGACACAUCGCACACCAUCAACGGAGAACUCCUACACUGAAGUCUCAAGUUGCAACCACCUACACUCUCUUCCGAGCAGCACCAGCACCCGUCUCAAGCAGGCACCCCGACCUGUUCCCGCCAAAACAGGCAGGCAGCGAAACCCUACCCUGUACUACCAGGGAUUAUCGGAAGACAGGGUAUCACACAGUCCCAGGGAUACGACACGGACGGAUACCAGAAAUGAGGGCGAAAUAGACAAACGGACGGAUGAGAUAUACACGGGACCGCAGCAUAUGCUCGCUCGUACAAAGUACACGGCUCGAGAAACCAAGCCACCCUGCUCGAUAUUCACCCUCAGACUUCCAAGCGGAACGGACGGGGAGGACAACGGAUGA